AUGAAGCUCGCCAUCUUGUCGCUCCUCACAUCGCUAGCUAGCGUUCACUCAAUAGCCAGCAAUGCCUCGCACUCCGACAGCCUCACCGUGAAAACGUCGAAUGGUGUUUUUACAGGACUGGUCGAUCCAGAAUACCCAAACACUCGACAAUGGCUUUCCAUUCCCUUUGCAGAGCCUCCUGUUGGGGAGCGUCGCUGGCUACCGCCCAAGAAACUUCCGCCCUCGAAAAAGCAUCAAUACGCGACGAAGCUCCCGCCCUCGUGCCCCCAGUUUGUGACGGCCAUUGAAUCUAUGUGGAACAUCCCUCUGACCAAGGGUAAUCUGAUUUACAAUGGCGCCCAGAACGACACCUCGGGUCUAGUAGGCGAAGCCACGUCCGAAGACUGCCUCUACCUGGCCAUCUGGACACCUACGACCCCGCCGUCUAAAGACGGUUUCCCGGUCCUGUUUUUCAUGACAGGAGGUGGUUUCGUGAUGGGCGGCAUCGAUCUCCCCUGGCAAAUCCCAACGUCAUGGGUCGAGCGGUCACAGUCUGCAAUCAUCGUCACCAUCAACUACCGCGUCAACAUCUUCGGCUUUCCCAAUGCGCGCGGACUAGCCGACGGAGAACAGAACCUCGGCAUCCUCGACCAAAGAGCCGCUCUCGAGUGGACUCGUGACAACAUCGCAGCAUUCGGCGGCGACCCAUCCCGCAUCAUGCACUGGGGCCGGUCCGCGGGCUCCAUCAGCGCGGACAUCCACGCAUAUGCGUACUACGACGAUCCGAUUGCUCAAUCUUACUACAUGGAGUCGGGAAACGUCAUCUCCGGUCGUGCGGAAGAUCCAACACACUCCAACUUCAGCUUCGUUGCGCAGCACGUAGGCUGCGAGUCCCCCUGCGGCGCGGACUGCGAGGACGAGGACGGCGCGGCGGAGCUGGACUGUAUGCGCCGGGUGUCUUCUGCACAGAUCUCGAAUUUCAUCGGCCAAUACGGCGACCGGGGCGAGACACCCCUCCUAUCCUUCAACCUGGUCCCCGAUGACAAGAUUGUCUUCCGUGACUUCGAGGCGCGCGCCGCUGCCGGCAAACUCGCGGCCCGCCCGUCCCUUAUCUCCUUGACAGCCAACGAGUUCUCCUCGCUCGUCCCAUGGCCAAAGGAGAACCUGACCGAAGGUCCGUGGCAGCCGCUGGUCACGGAGCUGGAUAUCGCAUGGGUGUGCGCGAGCUUCAACGCCACUGCCGCCCGUAACCAGCUGAGCACGUCCGAAGCACCCGUUUUUCGGUUCCAAUACGCGGCCGAGUUUCCCAACUUGAAUGUGUACAGUUGGCUGGGCGCGUACCAUAACAGCGAGACGCCGUUGGUGUUUGGGACGUACGGGCUGUUGGAUCAUAUUGCGCCGAUGACGGAAUUCCAGGUCGAGCUUAGCAGGUUGAUACAGGAUCACAUCAUGGCGUUUGCGGAGGAUCCGUAUCAGGGGCCGCAGAAGAGAUAUGGAUGGGAGCCACAGGUUGUUAGUAAGGCAAAUGGAGGGGAUGUACUUCGCUUCGGGGCAGGCGGGAACGCGGUGCAGCGGAUCGAUGGGGUCGAGAUCGACGGGGUGUGUACGGGACUCGGGGAAUAUGAUCCAUUUCCUUAG
This is a messenger RNA of Colletotrichum karsti, 1617 nucleotides long. RefSeq lists its product as uncharacterized. The record is from RefSeq and is a predicted model, not a curated record. The transcript has a single exon. NCBI's taxonomy places the organism in Eukaryota, Fungi, Ascomycota, Sordariomycetes, Glomerellales, Glomerellaceae. Bases 1 to 1617 code for a protein of 538 amino acids.